AUGGCUCAGAAAGCUGCCAAAACCCUCGCCACUCGCAAUACUGCCCGCCUCCGCCAAACCCACCUCAUAACCCUCUCGAUCCAUAUACUGUUCCUCUUCUUGAAAUUCACGAUUCGCCGCUCUCUAUCCUUAUGGCGUUAUCUCCUGUUCAGCGCUCCAGGUUUACUUAUUGAAGUAUACCUAGACGUCCUCGCCCGUCCGACCUACCACGCCAACGGCGAGUUGAAGAAGGCGGGAGAGGAUCUCGACGCAAAAGGCCUCACCGAGUUCAUGUGGGACAUCCUGUACUGGACCUGGAUUAACCUCAUUGUAGUCCUGAUCUUUGGGAAUCGCGCAUGGUGGCUCUACUUGGUCGUUCCUGCAUAUGCCGUAUAUUGCAUUGCUGGGGCUGCCAGGGGUGUCAAGGGCAUGCUGGGAGGACUGGCUGGAGGAGGUGCAGAGGGUGAUGACAUGGCACACAGCAAGAGGCAGACAAAAAUAGAGAAAAGAGGACAAAAAGUCAAGUAUCGCUAG
Molecule: messenger RNA, 513 nt
Organism: Fonsecaea erecta
Lineage: Eukaryota; Fungi; Ascomycota; Eurotiomycetes; Chaetothyriales; Herpotrichiellaceae
Exons: 2
Coding region: 1-513 (170 amino acids)
Biological process (GO): vacuolar protein processing
Cellular component (GO): intracellular membrane-bounded organelle
Source: RefSeq, a predicted model, not a curated record